AUGAAUGAAAAUGCUAGAAAUAACAACGAAUAUACAAGUAAUGAAAAUGAAGUACAAUUCUUUAAUAUUGACCAUGAAAGUGCUGACCAAAAUGAUGUUAUGAAUCUAUCCGUGGAUCUAUCAUCAUUAGAAAAUCACACCGCUCAUGUAGGAGAAAACCCAUACAAUGGAAAUAAUAAUGAUCUAAAUACUCCAGGAAAUGAAGACUUGCAUCAGCAAAUACGACAUAACUUUGUAAACAAAGAGGAGGAAUAUCAGGCAAUACAGGCGGUAGCAAGAGUUCAGCGUGAUGGACAGUUGCCUAACACAGACAGUAUAAAUAAGGAUGAUGCAACCCUUAAAAAUGUUACUAUAAGUGACGAUCGUCUUACAAGGCAGUUGGACCCUAAAAGAUACUGCAGAUUUUGUAAAAAACACUUUUCACAUCAAGGAUCUUAUGGAAGACACUUAGAUUUGAAAAAGGGCGAUGAACUACACCCGGUGGAAGAAAUCGCCAAGAUAAGGAGCAAAGUCAUUCGUAGGAAUGGCUUCUUGGAUAAUGAGAGAAUAGAAGCUCGAAAAUCAAAGAAAAAAGUGGCCUCUAGAAUAUAUAACAAACGUGAAAAUGUCAAGGAGAAGAAUAAAAUUAGGAGGAAACUAAGAGACAGAGAAAUCAAGGCCAAAUUAUUGACUAAUGAAUGGUAUUUGAACCAAUUGGGUAACGGCUCUGCAAAACAUGGAUUGCCCACUUUUGCUAAGAUAGUGUGUUUGUAUUUACCAGUGAGAAGCUGGCCCGCUGGUUCUCCUCCAGCCGAGGAGGCAUUUGAUGAUCUAAUUUCAAUAUCCGCAAAUCAUAGCAGUAUGUUAUUGGAGGAAGUAAAGGAUUCUUACACAAUAUGGCAGAGUUAUUCAGUCGAAAAGAGGCGUGAUCUUUGGUUUGCUGAACAAAAAAAGACGUUAGAAGAGUCCCUAGGAAACCUCUCUCUAAUAGACUUACAGCAAAGGAACCAAAUAAUGGAUAAACAGAAGAAAGACACCUUCGAGGACUUAUGCAAACUGGAUAAUUUAAUAACCUCAAAUACACGAAGUUACCAAGAAGAUGUUAAUUUUAUCGAUUCGAACGAGAGUGAAGAUAAUGAUACAGAUAAUCCCAUUGCACACGCUUCUUUCCAACCUGACGGUACUAAUUAUUUUGAAAAUCAUUAG
This is a messenger RNA of Debaryomyces hansenii CBS767, 1185 nucleotides long. RefSeq lists its product as uncharacterized. The record is from RefSeq and is a predicted model, not a curated record. The transcript has a single exon. NCBI's taxonomy places the organism in Eukaryota, Fungi, Ascomycota, Pichiomycetes, Serinales, Debaryomycetaceae. Bases 1 to 1185 code for a protein of 394 amino acids.